CAAGUCUAAAAUUUAUAUUAUUUCCCCAAAUGUGAGGUUUAAUUUGGUUGACUAUUUAUAUACAUAAUGGGAAACGCAGGUAGUAAUCAUCCCAAAGAAUGGCAUAAAGAUGCUGCAGCCAAACCAACAGGCGCUGGUCCAUCUUCCCCAACCAAAGAAGGCGAGGCUUUUACGUUUGACAAAAAGGUAGACGAUGAUCGAAGUGGAAGAGAUGACGACAAUAACAUUGAGGAUGGGGCCCCUUAUUAUACCAAGGCCGUGCCUGAGAGCGAGGAAGAAUUCGGUGUUAUGCGUGAACGAUCAAACACGUUGACUGAAGGCAGUAAAUCUACGGACGAAUCGAAAGUAUUGCCCACUGUGUUUAGAUGGGAAGGUGGUGGUAAACAGGUUUUCAUUAGUGGAACAUUUACUGACUGGAAGACAAUUCCUAUGGUGAAGAGUCAUGGAGAUUUUGUGACCAUAAUAGACCUCCCGGAAGGCGAACACCAGUACAAGUAUUUUGUGGAUGGAGAGUGGCGCAAUGACCCUACAGUGAAAUUAGUUGACAAUGGCAUGGGAUCCAAGAAUAACUUGGUAAAGGUGAAGUUGUCAGACUUUGAGGUGUUCCAAGCUCUGGCCAAGGACAGCGAAGGAGUACUCAGCAGCGCCCAGACUGAGUAUUCACAGGAAAUUCCACAAGCUAAACCAUGGGAGAAGGUAUCAGGGCCGCCAAUAUUGCCCCCUCACCUAUUACAAGUCAUAUUGAACAAAGAUACACCACUUUCAUGUGAACCAACUCUCCUACCAGAACCAAACCACGUGAUGUUGAACCAUCUAUACGCGCUGUCAAUCAAAGAUGGAGUCAUGGUCCUAUCCGCGACCCAUAGGUACCGGAAGAAAUACGUCACCACCCUUCUGUAUAAGCCAAUAUAGGUCAAGGUGUCAUGGUAGUUAUAAAGGUGACAAGCCCCCAUAGACGGAUCAAUUUUGUUACCAAUAUAAUAUAAUCCCAUCUUUCACUGCCGGUGACCCGCUAGGAGGGUUCUCUGUUCGAGGCGAUUUUCGCUACAUAUGGGUUUUCCCGUGUUAUAGGUUACGAACGUCGCGCUGGCAGUGAAUCCGUUAAGGCUUGGCCACGCAUUAAAUUAAAAUAAUAACAAUUUGAGUCCCAAACAUACCUAAUAGGCGUCACAAAACGUCCGAGGCGUUAUACGCGUCCUUAUAAGUCAAUGUGUUGAAAUCGAUCAACAUGUGUAAGAAAUUUGAUCGUCAAUGGGGGUCUAAAGUUGUAACCUAGUACAUGUAUGUACAGGUAUGUACAGUGGAACAAUUUGACUUAAGACCAUGAAAAAUAUGCGCCGCUUUGAAUUCGUAUCUACCGCUCUUGCAUAUUCGAGCGAUAGAGACGCUGCUGGGUCCUGGCUAUGGGCUCUAUUGCUGAGGCAAUAGAGUCUAAAAUGAAAGUGUUUACUUUUAUGCACUAGCAGCUUACAGCUACACUUAUCCUUAAAGGCGAGCGUUACGAGAAUUUUAGUUCAUCAUGGGAAUUCAUUUAUCACGUUCAGCGGAAUAACAGCGUGUGAAUAGAAGGCCCAAAGAUGGACGGACGAUCUGGUUAAGAUCGCAGAAUAGCUGAUACUGAUAUGAUGUUAUACUUUUAUUUAUUUAUUUUUAUUGCACAAUGUAAAAAUGGGAGACUGAAUGCCUAAAGGCAUUCUCUACCAGUCAAAAAUAAGAAAAUAUUUACCCUAUUUUUUGCAAACAACUGAAGGACAUAAUAAACUACAUAUAAAAUACAAAUAACAAGACUAUAAAUUAUUAAUAUACAACUACAUAUUGAAUAUACUUUUGUGUCAGAGUCAAAUUGUUUGAAUGUACUUGCCUUUUCGAUUUGUUCAGCAGUGUGCCUAGGUAAAUAUAAUAUUGUUAUUUAGGUUUUAGCAAUUAGACAUUUACCCUUCACGCGAAAUGUACUAACAGUAUUCUUGUCAUUGUUAUAGUGUUUUUGCAUUGGCAAAAACUUAGUCACAGUUCGCUAAUAAUAAUAAGUCAUGGAUAAAGCAAUAUUUAAAAUAGUUGGCUUGGUCACUCUAACAAAAAUGGAGGAAUUUAGAGUUAUGUAAAACGCACAUGCUAUUUUUGUUCGUUUAUCGACUUUAUCGCAUUCGCAACGGGUGAAAUGAUUAACCGUUUGACCGUCAACGACGUCAUUCCACGUCGACGAAAGGUUGUGCCCCGGAUUCUAAGACGUCUAUAUGUAGCCGUCAAGAAUUACCGAAAUAUAAUUAUACUUAAAUAAAAUCUUACAAGUAUGCUGUUGUACUCUAUGUAGCUUUGAUUUUUAAUAGGUAAGUUUUUAUGAAAAGUUAUUAGCAGUGAUCGUUAAUUUUCCAACAAUUUUGGUGCAGCAUAGUAAAAAUAAAGAAUUUUCUUCAAUUUUUUUCUAGGGAGAGGAUUGGUUAAGGUUAAUAUUAACCCUAAUUAUCUAUUCCACCUUGAGUAGGGCAUACAGAUUCUUUUAACCAACAAUGCUGCACCAAAGUUGCUGGAAAAUUAACGAUCACUGGUUAUUAGAAACUAACUCAUAUUUGUUGCUUAUUGAUCACAAUAUUUGAUCAGUGAUAGACUCCAACCACGCUAUCAAAUAAUUAACGCCACAGGUACUCGACGUAGCACCUGCCAUGAAAACUUAGUCUAGCCCGACUCUACUGAUAGGUACUAGAUGGAAAAUAAUGGCUUGGAAAACGGUUUUAUGUCGGCGUGAUAUGACGUUCUUUGCAGUUAAAGGGUUAGCAAAAUAAUUUAUUGAUGUACAUAAUUGAACUUGAAUAAAAUUCCAUUGUCAAAAUAUUAAGUGUGAUGUGCCUCAACGAAGCCCAAAUGAUGUCUCCCAAGAAAGUUUAUAAUGUAAGAAAUUCUAUUUAAUGAUUACUUACUUUAGUAUGAAAUAAAUUAUGCGCGUCGGU
This is a messenger RNA of Cydia splendana, 2945 nucleotides long. It is a transcript of the gene alc, whose product is annotated as 5'-AMP-activated protein kinase subunit beta-2. Lineage: Eukaryota; Metazoa; Arthropoda; Insecta; Lepidoptera; Tortricidae. Gene Ontology annotation, biological process: signal transduction. Gene Ontology annotation, cellular component: nucleus; cytoplasm; nucleotide-activated protein kinase complex. Gene Ontology annotation, molecular function: protein kinase binding. The record is from RefSeq and is a predicted model, not a curated record. The transcript has 5 exons. The coding region runs from base 67 to 912 and encodes 281 amino acids.